CAUGGCCAGCACGGCCGCCGAGCGACUUCGAUUCGUGUACGGUCUGUUGGCGAUCCUCUACUUGGGCCUCUGCCUCGAUUUCUAUCUGACGGCCCAGCUCUGGCGCAAUUCCGGCGUUGUCCUUUCUCCAGAAGAUGAGCAGUUGCUCCGCAGAGAGAAGCGUUCUUACGAGGAUGAGAAGGAUGUGCCGCACGUGGAGUUUUAUCCCAAUCCACAGCCGACGCACAAGACGGAAGGCUACAUGUGGCUUACGUCCUACUCCAGGAUACCGGUUCAAGUGCUGAAAGAAUUUUGCUUAUCUGUUAAGGAACAUUGUCCUGCUGGUGAUCCUGGUCCCAAGGGAAAUGCAGGUACUCCUGGAAACAAAGGGGAUAAAGGUGAUAGGGGAGACCGUGGCUUACCCGGAGAACCAGGACCAAGAGGACCUCAAGGGUAUAUCGGGAUUCCCGGGCCUGUUGGUCCUAAAGGUGAGCACGGCGCCCCUGGUAUUAACGGACUUGAUGGACGAGACGGUAUUCCAGGAGAACCUGGGCUUGAUGGCGUCCCAGGAAGAGAUGGAAUUGAUGGCAUUCCCGGAAGAGAUGGUAUUCCAGGAAUUCCCGGAACCCCUGGAAGACCUGGAACAAAUGGUACACAUGGAAUACCCGGAUCUCCUGGUCCAAGGGGUCCACCAGGUCCACCUGGACCACAAGGUUUGCCAGGGCCUAGAGGAAAGAAAGGAGUUCCUGGGAAAGCUGGGACGCCAGGCGUUCCAGGAAUAAAAGCGUGGAGUGUGAAUGGUUCAGAAAUAAAGGAUGUUAAAGAUCUUUUGAUUCCUCCUUCAAUUGUGGACAUAGAACCUGUGACAACUUUAAUCGUGGAUGAAGGGCACAGAGUGCGAUUGGAAUGCCAUGCAACGGGAAAGCCACAACCAGUGUAUACCUGGAGAAGUGAUGAAAAUAAAUCCAUUCGACUCAAAAAAUGGCUGCAAUCUGCUGUUAAUUCAAGCCAUUUGGAGAUUCAACAAGUUAGUAGAGAUCAGAUGGGCGUCUACAUAUGUGUAGCUUCGAAUGGAGUUCCGCCGCCUGCUUUUAAGAAAAUUAAACUUGAAGUUACUUUUCCUCCUCUAAUCAAGAUUCGUAAUCAGAUGGUUGGCACAGUCAAUGGUAGCUAUGCUUUACUUGAAUGUUUUGUAGAAGCACACCCACCAGCUGUGAAUUUUUGGAUACACGGAGAGAGUCGUCAUUUAGAGAACAAUUGGAAAUAUAAGAUCGACCAAAUUGAUGAUGGGUAUAGAACGCACAUGGUUCUCAAUAUUACACGUGUCGAGCCUUUGGACUACGGCCUUUAUAGAUGUGUUUCCAAGAAUGAUAAAGGAAAAACUCAAGGCGUUUUCACUGUAUUCGAAAUUGAUCCAAAUACGCCGACGAGACAGCCACCUGUGGAAACGUUUGAAAUUUAUGGACAACAGCCUCCUCCUUCUGCUCUAGAACCUAUGGAUUGUGAACCUUGUGUUACAAAGUGUGAUCCUGUACCACUCUGUCCAACAACAGGAACUUUAGACGUUUCAAGAGUCAUGAGUGUGGCAAUUACCGAUGCAGCCAAUAUUUCAAUUUCGGAAUUGAAGCAUCCACCUCCAAGGAAAGACAAUUGCAUGAUUCAUCAAUUGGGGAAACCAGUUUUCCAACGUUCAUCCAAAGAAGAAAUUGGAGCCUGGUUCCAAGACGCCUAUCCAAAUAGUGACAACAACAAGUACUAUGCCAUCUAUGCAUCGGACAAUGAUCAUUUAUAUGAAUUCAGAAACAGGGAAGAUUUUCGCAAUGACAACUACAGUCGUCGGCACGACAUAGAUGUGCCUUUUUCGGGAACGGGCCAUCUAAUUUACAAUGGCUCUUUUUACUAUCACCAGAAGAAUCGUCAGAUCGUCGUUCGGACUGAACUAAAUCCAGUCAGAGAUUCCAUUGAACAAAUUAAAGAUGCAGCGACGUCAGGUGAUGCAUAUUUAUACUCCACGGAUUUGGGUUACAUGGAUAUCAUGGCGGAUGAAAAUGGUAUUUGGGUUGUUUAUUCAUCAAGAGUUACCAACAAUACGAUGGUUCGGAAGUUAAAUCCAUAUACUGUGGCUACAGAAUACAUAUGGAAUUUGACCUUGCCCCAUAGGAAGAUCGGAGAAAUGUUCAUCGUCUGCGGAGUGUUGUACGCCGUAGAUUCAGUAACUGAUUCCUCUACGCAUAUCAGGUUUGCAUUCGACCUGUACCAGAAUAAAGUUCUGGAGGCGAAUAUACCAUUCGUGAACCCUUUCCGAAAUAACAGCAUGAUCGCUUACAAUCCGAAACACCGUAAGAUUUAUACCUGGGACAAAGGAAAUCAACUUGUCUAUCCUAUUCUUUUUGGUACAAUUGAUAUGGGCCAACCAGAACAAAAAGAUGGAGCUAAGAGAAAAAAAUGAGUCUUGUAUAACCUUUUUGAUUAAUAAAAUUUUAAAACAA
Molecule: messenger RNA, 2468 nt
Organism: Argiope bruennichi
Lineage: Eukaryota; Metazoa; Arthropoda; Arachnida; Araneae; Araneidae
Exons: 14
Coding region: 2-2428 (808 amino acids)
Biological process (GO): signal transduction
Source: RefSeq, a predicted model, not a curated record